CAUCCAUUUUUUUCUCUCUCACUGUGCGCGCGUCUCUCUGCCGUGUUUGUGCGUGCGUGCGCAAACCAAGAGCCCGGAUUUGCGAAAUGCACACACAACUUUAGUUUGAAAACGAGCCAUUGUGUUCAGCUUUACUUUAUUUCCGAGUGCUGCGCUUUUAAACACCCAUUCUAGGUGUUCCCUGUCCGGCGGCCAGCUACGGGAUAUGUGGAGAGGCGGGGACCUCUCUGCUUCCACCUAAAUCCUCCCCAAGUUGGGACCCUGCUGACGCGCUAUGACAUGAAGCAGGACCAUCGUUGAAGUUGUGGACAUCACCAAAGUUGCCAGGCUGUGGCGACUUUCCCGCGUUUCUCCGCUGAACUGAGCAUUUCCCUCGUCCGAGGCGGCGGGGCUGUCCUGCUGUUCGAUUAUUAUUUUUUUUUCCCCUUUGUCGCACGUGAAACCCGGCAGCAACCAUGCAGAGCUCGUCGCUUCGCCGGCAGAUGAAAAACAUGGUCAACAACUACACGGAGGCAGAGAUCAAGGUGCGAGAGGCCACCUCCAACGACCCCUGGGGGCCCUCAGCCACUCUCAUGGCUGAAAUUUCAGACUUGACCUUCAACGUGGUGGCUUUCACCGAAGUCAUGGGAAUCGUUUUCAAGAGGCUGAACGAUCACGGCAAAAACUGGCGCCACGUUUACAAGGCGCUCACGCUCCUGGACUACCUGGUCAAAACGGGCUCCGAGCGCGUGCCCAAACUGUGCCGGGACAACAUCCACACCAUUCAGACGCUCAAGGACUUCCAGUACAUCGACCGGGACGGGCACGACCAGGGCAUCCACAUCCGGGAGAAGGCCAAGCGGCUGGUGGCCCUGCUGAAGGACGACGGCAAGCUGAAGAGCGAGAGGAGCCAGGCACAGAAGACCAAGUCACGGGUGGGGAGAAGCGGCGCCGGAUACACAGGACGCCACUGUGAGGACGCCACUGUGAACAGAUGCGCGGGGUCGCCGUCGUUCAGCUCCGCCCCUUCGUCGCGACUCGACCCGGAUCUCGAACAAGCCAUUCCAGGGUCGACUGGAGAAGAGGAGCUGCAGCUGCAGCUGGCUCUGGCUAUGAGCCGAGAAGAAAGUGAAAAGCCACCUCCCACAGUGGACAUUGAUGAACAGACUCAGCUCCAGAUCGCUAUGAGACUCAGCAAAGAGGAGGCCCAGAAGCCAGUCAAGCGUGCACCUGCGCCCGCCCUGGAACUGGACGAGGACGCCCAGCUCCAAUUAGCCCUGAGCCUCAGCAAGGAGGAGCACCAGCAGGAGCAGCUCACUCGCCGGGUAGAUGACGAGUCUGACCUCCGAAAAGCUCUGGAGGAGAGCAAGCGCGAAAUGCAGGGAAAAACGGCCUUCAUGGACCUGGUUGACAUUUUUGCGGUACCAGUGGAGCCACCUCCCAGUGACAUUCGCUGGGACAGUGCUUCACACCGGACGGCAGCUGGGGCCCCAGACCCCUGGGACUCCAUGGACAACGUCCCGAGAGCUGAUUCUCCCUGGAUGGUGCCACCUUCCAACAGCCCCCCACCACCGUGGGAACCGCCAGCGUACCCCUGGGAUUCGGUGCAAGACAGCGUCUCCAUCCCCAGGGCCCAGGACUGGACAUCUGCCUCCACCAGAGUGGAUCCGUUCUUAGUUCCGUCGGACAAAACAGCGACUCAAGCAGCAGCAGCAGCAGCGGUCAGGGAACCUCCACUUCAGAGUGCAAGCGUUUCAGACGCCGAUCGGUUCGAUGACGCCAUGUACGGUGGUCACGCGAACCUUAACGGUAAAGAAGAGGACAACGCUGACUUCCUUGAUAUGUCCAGUCUUAGAGACAGCCUCGCCAGCGCUCGCUCAUGCAGGACGCCUGAGGCCUUCCUCGGGCCCACAGCGGCUUCCUUGGUAGACCUGGACGCGCUGAUUCCCACAAACCCCUCAGCAAUGACCACAAAUCCGUUUUUAGCAGGUGCCGGUGCUUCUGCAGCUGCCAAUCCAUUCCAAACCGAGCAGCCGAAGGUCAGCCUGAAGGACAUGAGCUCCAGCUUCGUUUCUCCGGUUCCCCAAAGCACCUCUCUGCCGUACAGUGCCUCUCUGCCCCUGCCUACAAACCACCAGGGUGCCGCCAUCCCUUCGUCGCUCACCCACCCCACUCCGCCUGGUCUGGAACUGCCGAUGAAGCUCCCCGAGCCUCUGUUGCCCUUCUCCUCAGCCAAGGAUGAGGAAGCUGCACAAAUCAACGUCAACCCAUUCCUGUAAGGACCCCCCCCAACCCCCCCUCAACUGGAAAACCAUGGGCUAGAAAAUGGGGGAAAUGCUAUUAGUGUACACUCUUGGAAUAACGCUCAUUUUGCAAACCAAACCGCAGCCCAAAAGACUUGUAUGGAAAGCGUAUUAUUAUUAUUUUUUUUUUUACGAGUGUACAAAACGGUAAUCCUUGCAUUGCCACAAGCUAGUUCUACUCCUCACAAAAAACAAUGAAAGCUGUCGAACUCUUACUAAUGGGCUACAAGUUAAACAACAACCGAAGCACACUUUGAUAUUACGCUGUUGUCCGUGACAGAUGUUUCCCAACAGGCAACUUGAGAACAUGUUCAGAGCCUGAAAACGCUCCUGCAUCCACUCAUUUAACCAAUGAAGCUUCUGUGAAUCAGAACUGCUUGGGUUUUUAUAUAAAAUUUGAGGAAAAGACUGGAAUGAACAUACACAUUGCGCUUUGGAUUUCCAGUAUGCAAGUUAGCAUCUGAAUGUAAGACCAUUUGCUUGUUAAACACUAACUCAUCUAAUACAGCAGUAUAACUGGUUUUCUUCAUUCAGAAUCAUUUAGUCUUUUUUUUUUCUCAUUUUUUUCAUUAGUACAUUGAAUUAGAACACACCGUAAUCAUCCAAAAUUAAAACAAUAAAUAAAAAAUAAAAAAAAAAACGAACAAAGAAACUGUUUAAGUUUUUGUUUUGCGAUUAUUUCUCAGUGGGAAAAAUCCUAAAAAAGAAUUAAUGUCGCCUCCAAAUCUCAUGUAAACCUCACGUCACAAAUAAACCCAGCUGCACUGAAUUGGUAACAACAGUGUAAUAAAAUAAAAGCAUUCCAGACACCAGUCAAGAAAAAAAUAAUUUAAAAAUCAUAGCUAAUGGUAAAAAAAUAAAAAAAAUAAAAAAAAUGUAUGCUCUACCCCCAACACCGAUAAUAGUACGAAAAACAAUUUGCCACAAAUGGGUGCAUCUCAUAAAUCAUAUCCGUUUAUUUCAGUAAUUACAGAAACACAGUUACACAUCUCAAAUGGUUUCUUGGGUUUAUUCUGUUUUGAUGAUAAUAGCUUACUGCUACCACUUUAAACAGAAAUGUUAUGUCAUGACCAAGUAACGGCCUACGCGAUCAUGAGGAAGACUGCUGAUUAGACAGUUAUUCAGUAGACUGUCAAUGACGCUCUCCACCAUGAGGGUAAGUCGCAAAAGGUCACUGCUAGGAAGGCUGGUUGGGCACCGAGAAAUGUAUGCCAGCACAUUGCUGAAAAGUUGUGUGGAAGGAAAAAAAAAAUAAAAAAUCACCGAUCAAGUAUUGAGCACAAAAUGUUUUUUUUUUUUUUAUUUAGUUAUAUUAUUUUGGGUUUGCAUUACCUCUAAGCCAUUGUUAUCAAAAUUUACAGAAAUAAAAUACCUGAAAUAUAUCGUUGUGCAUGUUAAACAAUCUGUACUAUACAUGGCUUUCUAAUUAAUAAACUUUUCAGUGAGAUUCAAUUAAUUUGAGAUGCACCUGUUUCACAUUUGGAGCACCAUCUUCCACCUUCUGGUCACUUCGGCCACACACAGUGUCAUCGCUUUCAUCCAAGCUCUUAAGGUUGCCGGUGCUCUUCCUCUGAAGGCAGGUUUCAGUGAUCUAAAGAGGUCGACGACCCGUUUUUAAAGUAGUGAACUUUUUAACCAUUAAUCCCUUUUUGUGUGAGAUUUAAGUAAUUGUUCUGUUGAAAGAACUUAAGACUUAAAACCAGAAAUUACUUUUUUUGUGAUAAUUUUUCCCUCUUUACACUCUUUUAUCAACACUUGUUGUCAAUCGUCAGGUCUUGGCGCAACUUCAUGUAGGUCUGGAUUUUUCAUAGUGGGCUCAAUUUUCUUGUCUAUAAAUAAAAGUGAGAAGUA
Molecule: messenger RNA, 4133 nt
Organism: Fundulus heteroclitus (mummichog)
Lineage: Eukaryota; Metazoa; Chordata; Actinopteri; Cyprinodontiformes; Fundulidae
Gene: epn3a
Product: epsin 3a
Exons: 11
Coding region: 456-2258 (600 amino acids)
Biological process (GO): endocytosis
Cellular component (GO): clathrin vesicle coat; endosome; plasma membrane
Molecular function (GO): clathrin binding; phospholipid binding
Source: RefSeq, a predicted model, not a curated record